CCUAUUCAGCAUCGUAUUGAAUGUGUAUUUGACCUUUCCGAAAAUAUUGAAACGCUUCCACCACCCUUUCACUGUUUGACUGGCUUCCAUGAGACGGCCCAACGCUUUUUCGAACAAACUGUUGAAACCGUUCGAUUCUUGUUUUCUAUUCAUGUUUUUCUGCACCUCUUUCUUUUCCUGAAUGACAAAUUUUCAGUCACAGUUUAUUAUUCAACAAAAUGA
Messenger RNA from Haemonchus placei, 222 nucleotides. Lineage: Eukaryota; Metazoa; Nematoda; Chromadorea; Rhabditida; Trichostrongylidae. The record is from the annotation of a GenBank genome assembly.